GUGGGUGGGGGAGCGCUCAGCCAGCCCUGCAGGGCGAGCAGUCCAGCCGUGGUUCACCGGAGCUUAAGCCUUGCAGCAGGAGAACUUCCAUCUCGCUCUUCUGGCUUUGAUCCUCACUGUACAUCAGACCAGAGGCGCCGAAGGGAGGGAGGAUGCGAGAUGACCGGCCCUCUGGCAACCUGACCAUCUCCUUAGCAGAGCCUUCGAAAGCCAGCCGGAGACUGACUGCACAAGCAAGGAGGCGCCGCGCCUCUGUGGAUGUGUGUGUGUAUGUGUGUGUGUGUGUGGGUGGGUGGGUGAGCGGGUGUGAGUGAGUGAGUGAGAGUGUGUGUGUGUAUGUGUGCGUGUGCAUCACGACUGUGUGUGUGUCGGUUGAGUGCGAGAGUGCACGCGUGAGUGUGUUUGUGUGCAUGUGUGUGUGAUUGCUCUCAGUUAUUAUUUUUGUGGAAGAAAAAUCUUGAAAAUCUGGGGCAGGUUACUGUGCUCCUAGGGGCGGUAGUUCUUCUUUUGCAAGAGGAGCUGACCAGACCAAGCUACUAGAGACAUUUUUUUCGGCAAGUAAAGAGAAUUUUCCUCCCAGAACGAGAGGCAUUUUUCUCCCCGCUGGCUCUGCAGCCGAGUAAAAGAGAUUAGUCCCUAAACCCUGUGAAAUCGACUAGAGCCGAGUGAUUACCAGGGCUUGAGAGAGGACUGGGGAAGAAAAAGAGAAAUAAAUCAAACAGCCUGUCAGUGCCUUUGGCCACGUUGGAAGAUGUCAUCUCAAACUAAGUUCAAGAAAGACAAAGAGAUCAUUGCUGAAUAUGAAGCCCAAAUAAAAGAGAUCCGCACGCAGCUGGUGGAGCAGUUCAAAUGCCUGGAGCAGCAGUCCGAGUCGCGCCUGCAGCUGCUCCAGGACCUCCAGGAGUUCUUCCGCCGCAAAGCUGAGAUUGAGCUCGAGUACUCCCGCAGCCUGGAGAAGCUGGCCGAGCGCUUCUCCUCCAAGAUCCGCAGUUCCCGGGAGCACCAGUUCAAGAAGGACCAGUACCUCCUCUCACCCGUGAACUGUUGGUAUCUGGUCCUGCAUCAGACCAGGCGGGAGAGUCGAGAUCAUGCCACCCUCAACGACAUCUUCAUGAACAAUGUCAUCGUCCGCCUCUCACAGAUCAGCGAGGAUGUCAUCAGACUCUUCAAAAAGAGCAAGGAGAUUGGUCUGCAGAUGCAUGAGGAGCUCCUGAAGGUCACCAAUGAGCUCUACACAGUCAUGAAAACCUACCACAUGUACCACGCAGAGAGCAUCAGUGCAGAAAGCAAACUAAAGGAGGCCGAGAAGCAGGAGGAGAAGCAGUUCAACAAGUCUGGUGACCUCAGCAUGAACCUGCUCCGACACGAGGACCGGCCCCAGCGCCGCAGCUCUGUGAAGAAAAUUGAGAAAAUGAAGGAGAAGAGGCAGGCAAAGUAUUCUGAGAACAAGCUGAAAUGCACAAAGGCCCGGAAUGACUACUUGCUGAAUCUGGCGGCCACCAACGCAGCUAUCAGCAAGUACUACAUCCAUGACGUCUCCGACCUAAUCGACUGCUGUGACUUGGGCUUUCAUGCAAGCCUGGCCCGCACCUUCCGGACCUACCUCUCAGCCGAGUACAACCUGGAGACCUCUCGCCACGAGGGGCUGGAUGUCAUCGAGAACGCGGUAGACAACCUGGACUCCCGAAGCGACAAGCACACUGUCAUGGACAUGUGCAACCAGGUCUUCUGUCCUCCACUCAAGUUUGAGUUCCAGCCCCACAUGGGGGAUGAGGUUUGCCAGGUCAGCGCUCAGCAGCCCGUCCAGACGGAAUUGCUCAUGCGGUACCACCAGCUGCAGUCCAGACUGGCCACUCUCAAGAUAGAGAAUGAGGAGGUUAGAAAAACCCUGGAUGCCACCAUGCAGACCUUACAGGACAUGCUGACUGUGGAGGACUUUGAUGUUUCUGACGCCUUCCAACACAGUCGAUCUACAGAGUCUGUGAAGUCGGCUGCCUCUGAGACCUACAUGAGCAAGAUCAACAUUGCCAAAAGGAGGGCCAACCAGCAAGAAACAGAAAUGUUUUAUUUUACGAAAUUUAAAGAAUAUGUGAAUGGCAGUAACCUCAUCACUAAGCUACAGGCCAAGCAUGACUUACUCAAGCAGACCCUGGGUGAAGGGGAGAGAGCAGAAUGCGGCACAACCAGCAGAAGAGAUGGAAGGCUUAGGCUGCCCCACUUUCCUUGGCUGAGCUGCCCCCCUGCUCCCCACUUUGUGCCCCACCCAGCACUUCAAGGAAGAAGAAAUGCUCGAACCAGGAACCAGGUAUUUACUAGAAAGGAUUCAGGACAAGCUAUACCACUUGUAGUCGAGAGCUGCAUCCGGUACAUCAAUUUAUAUGGACUCCAGCAGCAAGGGAUCUUCCGAGUGCCAGGAUCUCAGGUUGAAGUCAACGACAUAAAAAAUUCUUUUGAAAGGGGUGAAGACCCCCUUGUGGAUGAUCAAAAUGAACGAGAUAUCAAUUCAGUCGCUGGUGUUUUAAAACUGUAUUUCCGAGGACUGGAAAAUCCACUCUUUCCUAAGGAAAGGUUUCAAGAUUUGAUAUCUACUAUUAAACUGGAGAACCCAGCUGAGAGGGUACACCAGAUCCAGCAAAUCCUCAUCACCCUUCCCCGCGUGGUCAUCGUGGUCAUGAGAUACCUCUUCGCUUUCCUCAACCACCUCUCGCAGUAUAGUGACGAGAACAUGAUGGACCCCUACAACCUGGCCAUCUGCUUCGGGCCCACCCUCAUGCACAUCCCUGAUGGGCAGGACCCUGUGUCCUGCCAGGCACACGUCAACGAAGUCAUCAAAACCAUCAUCAUUCAUCAUGAAGCCAUCUUCCCCAGCCCCCGGGAACUAGAGGGACCUGUGUAUGAAAAAUGCAUGGCUGGAGGGGAAGAAUAUUGUGACAGUCCACAUAGUGAGCCAGGGACUAUCGAUGAAGUUGACCAUGACAAUGGCACGGAGCCUCACACAAGUGAUGAAGAAGUGGAGCAGAUCGAGGCCAUCGCGAAGUUUGACUACGUGGGGCGGUCCCCGCGUGAACUGUCCUUCAAGAAGGGGGCCUCUCUGCUCCUGUACCACCGUGCCUCGGAGGACUGGUGGGAGGGUCGUCACAAUGGCGUGGAUGGACUCAUCCCACAUCAGUACAUAGUCGUACAGGACAUGGACGAUGCCUUCUCCGACAGCCUGAGCCAAAAGGCUGACAGUGAAGCCAGCAGUGGGCCGCUGCUGGAUGACAAGGCCUCCUCCAAAAACGACCUCCAGUCACCCACGGAGCACAUCUCGGAUUACGGCUUUGGGGGGGUGAUGGGCCGAGUGCGGUUACGAUCUGAUGGAGCGGCCAUCCCCAGGCGCCGAAGCGGGGGCGACACACACAGCCCGCCCCGGGGCCUGGGCCCCAGCAUAGACACGCCGCCCCGGGCUGCCGCCUGCCCCAGCAGCCCCCACAAAAUCCCCCUCACCCGGGGGAGGAUCGAGAGCCCCGAGAAGCGGAGGAUGGCGACAUUUGGGAGUGCCGGCAGCAUCAACUACCCUGACAAGAAGGCUCUCUCCGAAGGGCACUCGAUGAGGUCGACAUGCGGCUCCACCAGGCACAGCAGCCUGGGGGACCACAAGUCCCUGGAGGCUGAGGCCCUGGCAGAAGACAUCGAGAAGACCAUGAGCACGGCUCUGCAUGAGUUGCGGGAGCUUGAGAGACAGAACACGGUCAAGCAGGCGCCAGAUGUGGUGCUGGACACCCUGGAGCCCCUGAAAAACCCGCCGGGCCCCAUCAGCUCAGAGCCCGCCAGCCCCCUGCACACCAUCGUCAUCCGCGACCCCGAUGCCGCCAUGCGCCGCAGCAGCAGCUCGUCCACUGAGAUGAUGACCACCUUCAAGCCAGCGCUGUCCGCCCGUCUGGCCGGCGCCCAGCUGCGCCCGCCCCCCAUGCGGCCCGUGCGGCCGGUGGUCCAGCAUCGCUCCAGCAGCAGCAGCAGCUCGGGCGUGGGCAGCCCGGCCGUCACGCCCACGGAGAAGAUGUUCCCCAACAGCUCCGCGGACAAGUCGGGCACCAUGUGACCUCUAGGACGGGGCGGCACCGCCCGGGCCCACCGUGGCCCGCCGUGGCUGAGGGCGGCCUCUGUGACUUCCGCGGCCUUCCCAGUGCCCCUGCUCUUGUCGGGUGGGGACCAGAAGGUCCGCCUGGAAGUGCGUCUGUGCAGAGCUGAGGCCCAGGCACUGGCCGCAGCUCACGUUCAGCCAUGUGAAUCCCGCAGACCUCCCGUGUGUAAGCAGGCGCCCAGAGGGGUGCAGGUGCAGGAGCAGGAGGCCCCACUAGAGCAUCUCCUACGAUUGGGGCAAAAUGUUAAACGGCUUCCCCGCAUAUGGUCACUGGAAAAUGAUUCUCUCCACAUUCUCUCUACAUACAUAAAUAUGUGUGUAUAUAUAUGUGUGCAUAUAUACACACAUACAUGUAUGUAUAUGUCUGUAGGUGUGUGUAUAUAUAUAUAUUUAUGCAUCUAUAUACAUAUACUAGAUCUGGACACACAACUAAAUGUAUAUAGGAUCUCCUUUUUCUUUUUAUGAAACUUAGAUUUACCUCAGACCCAUGCCACCAAACACCUCCCGCUGAGUUACUUGGUGGGACUUGCAGGGACCUUUCUGGGAGAAGUUAGAGGCCUCAGUGACUGCGGAUGAAGCAAUACACCACUAACCUGCAGAAAAAUACACAAAAACAGUCUCCCACUGUCUCCAGAAGUCGUGGCCUUCCAGAACAGUCUGCCCCUCACAGAAGGGUGGGGCAGGCAGCACCCCAAGCAGGCUGCUCCUAGAGGUGGGGAACCCUUCACAGAACCCCCCGUCCACCCCAGAGACCCUGCCUUUCCACCCGGAGGCCAAGGGCCAACCGUACCCCCGAAGGCACGGGAGGACGUUGGCGAGAAGGCCCCUGACCACAGCAUCCUUGUGUUUGUAUGUAGAAAAAGGGGAUAGUGAGAACCUAAGCCCCAUUGCAGCACAGUGUUCUGUGUGGUUGGGAAAAAGGCAAAACAAAAACAAUGGUGUGGAACACUUCAAAGCCUAGACACGCUGUAGGAAUAAAGUAACUAUAGAGGUUUAACUUAUACCAUUUUCAAAAUAUUUAAUUUUUUCUUUUCUUCUUUCUACUAAUUAUACUGUGUCAGAUCUGGAACUAAACAGGCAAGGAGGCUUUCAGUCACAUCAUUUUAAUUUAAAAUCAGUCCGCGACCCACUUUGGCUGGUGCCCUCCUGCGUGAAAUGCAGGAACCUCACAGCAGGGGCCAAAGAGGGGCCAUCCUUGGCACUUUCUGUCCUAGAGAACACUUCCGUUGACAUCAUGCAAAUGAAAUGGCUUUCCUCUCUACCUUCCCUUCCCUUCCUAGCCCCUGCACUCCCGCCCUCCCCCCACCACCUCCAGAACAUUGGAUAUAAUUGAAAAUAUGGUGAUAGAACUGAGGUGAGUGAUUUUUAAGAAUUAGGAGCUAGACUUCUGCCUCUCAGCUGGGAAGAGGCCUUCUGGAUCACUCUUGUUCCAUUCCAUUUUACUUCCUCUUUUGAUCUUUUCAUUUUCCAGAGACAGCCUGUUUCUGGAUGAUGGGACGUAGGCGAACCACAUCCUAAGGGGACCACUUUUAUUCACCCCCUCAAGCCAAGGGUCUCCUCCUUGCUGUUCUCAAGUGUCCUCUCUUUCUCUGAGUGUAUCUCCAUGGCUGUGGUUUGGAGUCAAAAGUCCUGUGUUUGAGUUCCAGCCUCCACCUCUUAGGAACUGUGGGACUUUGGGCAUGUCACUUCACCUCACCGAGCCCCAGUUUCCUGCUCCGUAAAAUGAAGGGAAUAAAGAUAAAAUGUAGGUGAGCAAGUUCUGGAAGCCGGAAAGCACUGUGCCAACAUGGUUGCUCCUUUUAUUAUCAUUAGCAAGGUAAGUCUUUUAGAUAAACCCAUCCAGGAUCUUCCUUCUGAAGCCUCCUAAUGGCAUUUGAGAAGUGGGCGGUGGAAUUUUCCUAGUAAUUUCAUAAGAGCCCUGAAGCACAGCCCUACAGAAAAAUCACACACUGAUGCUUGAAAUUCUCUCAUUACCAUUUCACCCCAUUAGACUAAGUUUUGCCCUCUCCUCUAGUCCUCCAUAAAAAGAUAAAUACACCCUAGGGGGAGGGAUCUAGUAAGUCACUGAUAACCUGAGCGUGCAGUAGCGGUAAGCCAUUCUGUCUCAUCGGAAGCAUUGGCAGUGAGCACACCCAGUGGAAGGAAGAGUCAAGAAAGGGCGCAAAAAGUCCCAGAGAGAGGUCAAUGAUAAACAUCCUUGUUUUGCCUAAAACCGCAGAUUCUGUCUUAGCUCCUGGAAAUGAAAGAGUCUCGGAAGCAGCUAGGAGCCCCUCUGCCUUUGAGCAGAUGACUCUAACCCCAUUUUACAGCUUAGGGAGGAAAGCAAGGCCUUGGGAUGUGCUAUGGCUUGCCCAAGAUUUAACAGACGGCAGUGAGUGAGGGCCCUGUUGGGUGCUUGCCUGGGCGGAUGCUAUGCUCUCCGGCCAGGAGACAAGACUUCCCAUUUCUACCCCAGAGAUACUCCCAGACCUUAAACGUGGUCACCUCCUGUGCAAAAUGUCACAUCAUCCGACACGGCUACCCGAUGAGAAGCGAAAGUCUGAGUUGAACGUGUUGCCUGAUCUGUAGAACACCAGUCAGACCACGUGGAUAUUCCUAUAGAUUGAGUUUUUCCUUACUGAAAAUGGAUCUGUCUGCCUUUCACCAAGUUACCUGAAGGCGAGAGUCUUUGCGGUUUUCUUUUAAGUCCCUGGUUUUCCAUUGGGAAAUUGGCCGAUGAGUUCACAUGUAGGAAAGCUCACAGCCCACUCAUCCAGCCCCAGAUCUGACCCUUGAUGCAGAAGCAAGUGGAAAAAUGCUUUCCUGCACCACAACCCCCCUCCUUCCUCAUCUGGCGCUAUGCAUGUCUCCACCACCCUCCAUGCACACCCUGUCCCAUCCACAGUCACUGAGCAUCGCAGUCUCCUCCUGACUCCUGCCUGUGUUAGUCCACACUAUAUAUUGCUGUAUUUGCUUAAAUGCUGGAAAGUAACUGUUACAAUGUGAAACUGUAAUUUUUUAAAAAGGCUACAAUUAAAUUAUAGCCAAUGCCACUCACCAAAUCUUUGCACCUAGUAGAUAGAUCAAUGUAAAAAACAAAUACCAGAAACCUAACUGUACAGUGAGUGUGGGGGAAAUGUAGUAACCUAGUUAGUAGUCCUCAAUAUAACCAAUUGUACAAGGGGGAGUGGUGGUUACCUACUUGUUCAUCGCCAUUACUGAGAGCUGUACUGAUCAGUUCGUUGAUAACGGGCAUUUUUUUUUCCUUCUUCACAGAAUGAUUUGUUUUCUUAACCUUUGACUUACCCUGAGGUCAAGCCUUUUGUCUUUAUGUGUAACCGAUGUUUAGUCUAUUUUAGGAAUGAACCAGCAAGAUGUUCAUUUAAAACUGACCAAAGACAAUUCAUUCCUGGUCUAGUUUCCUGGGCCUUGGGGCCCAGCCGCCGCUAAAGACCUUUCUCCGAUAAAAUUGAGAACAAGCCGUGCUUCCUACCCUACUCUCCUUCUCUCCCUUUAUUCCCCUUUCCUCUUCAAGAGCUGCUCUGAGCUGUGGGAUUCUAUGAAAAAUUCUUGCCUUUCCUUGUUUUCAGUGCUAACGAUUUCUCACCUUGAAGCGCCUUUUGAACCCCGGACAGAGCGCACAACUGGAGGGAAUUGUAAGCUCGGGAAUUAGACUUGGGAGUCUUUUCUCCGAGGUCACCAGGCCGAGGGGCAGGAGAGAAACGGAUUCCCAAGGGAUGAAAGGUGUCUAUUCAACGAAGAAAUCUGAGUGGGAAGAGACACAGGGAAAUGGAGCCAUCGUUUGGCUACACUGGCUGGAACCAGCAGUUCAGAGAUCUGCCUUAUAAACACUUCAGAACUGGUUUGUGGUACACAAAGGGGAGCCAGUGUGGGGAAGGGCCUUUACAUGGGGCUUGCUUCUCUGUUGGAGUCCCCUGGAGUGCCUUGUUGGGUAUAUAUUUCUUUCUCAUUCAGGAGGCAUGAACGCAGAAGACUUCCCGUGGCCUGGUCGUUACUCGGCACUCCGCACACGUACACGGCUGAUGGAAAACCACAAGGACUAAUGUAAUGGUUCUUCCUCUCAGUCUUUCUAUUCCUAACUUUUCACACAUCCAGAUGGUUCCACACUAGAGCAAAUGCCUCAUUCUCCUGAGAAUCCCAGAAAGAAGAAUGGCUGGCUCACAACCAUGGUGGGAGGCCCUGUUGGGCUUGGGAGGACGGGCGGGGAGGAAAAGGCAGGAAGGGGUGAGCGAGGUGUUGCUUAGCUGAUUUUCUGCUAUGCAGAGCUAAUGCUGACGUUUCAUGUCAACUUCCCCGGUUCUCUGGGGUCUCCUCUCUUCUGAGCAGCCGUGUAGAGAAUUCCCCACAUACCCAAAGCUGCCCAGGGGAGCUGAGAGAAGGGACUUUGCUCUCAUGUCGGACUCCUCCCGGCUUCUCUGAGGUUGAUCUGCCAAUGUCCCGCUGUCCCAUCCUCUGGGACUGGCCAAAUGGCCACCGCUGCCCCUUGCCGACACCUCCUUUCUGUGUGAACUGUCCCAGGCAAAUAACAAAGCUGUUCCUUGAACCAGAGCAACCAGAGUGCACUUUGCCUUCCUUAGACGGAAGUAGAUUCUGGCUAGAGUUUCUGCUCAGGCUCUAGUUCCCGGCAGUGUGACUGUUUACACGGUUUGGCAAUAGAUUUGGUUCUGAUUGCUUCAGAGUGGCUGGUCAAUUUAGUUUCCUUUGGUUUCCUUCCUCCCCAAACUGUGUCAGGAAAAAACAAACCGAAAACAACCCUAGGAAAUUGCUGGUUGCCUGUCCCCAUGUGAUGAUAAGUGUUGCCCUCUUCCGGAUAUCGUUUCUCUACCUUACAACCAAACGCCCGUCCUAUAGAGUGUCUGUUGCGUAUUCUGAUGGUGCCUGCUGGUUUGACGUGGAGCUAUCCUGUGAAAUAAAACAGCUUAACUUUUCUCAAA
Messenger RNA from Neofelis nebulosa (Clouded leopard), 9057 nucleotides. RefSeq names its product SLIT-ROBO Rho GTPase activating protein 3 (gene SRGAP3). The record is from RefSeq and is a predicted model, not a curated record. Bases 752 to 4081 code for a protein of 1109 amino acids. Gene Ontology annotation, molecular function: protein binding. Gene Ontology annotation, biological process: negative regulation of cell migration; signal transduction. Gene Ontology annotation, cellular component: cytoplasm. The transcript is spliced from 23 exons. NCBI's taxonomy places the organism in Eukaryota, Metazoa, Chordata, Mammalia, Carnivora, Felidae.